Messenger RNA from Boeremia exigua, 1028 nucleotides. Its product is annotated as chorismate mutase. NCBI's taxonomy places the organism in Eukaryota, Fungi, Ascomycota, Dothideomycetes, Pleosporales, Didymellaceae. The transcript has a single exon. The coding region runs from base 375 to 983 and encodes 202 amino acids. The record is from RefSeq and is a predicted model, not a curated record. Gene Ontology annotation, biological process: aromatic amino acid biosynthetic process; chorismate metabolic process. Gene Ontology annotation, cellular component: cytoplasm. Gene Ontology annotation, molecular function: chorismate mutase activity.
GCGUCAUCCCAGCGCCCUCAUCGCGCCGACCUCGCUCCGCCGCCUGUGUCGCGCGCGGCGCCCUCCUCUCCGCGUCUGCGGUCGAGUCUGUCUGCCGUGCUUGCUCCCUGCAGACGCGCGCACCGCCCCCCGCCAUGGACACCGCCAUUGACCUCUCCGACGCCUCCAAGGCCCUCGACCUCGCCAACAUCCGCUUCCAGCUCAUGUACCCCCCCCACCCCCGCCCGCGCCGCACUCCCACUGACCCAGCCAGCCGCCUCGAGGACACCAUCACCUUCCACCUGAUCGAGCGCGUGCAGUUCCCGCUCAACAAGACCAUCUACAUCCCGGGCGGCGUCGACAUCGGCGCCCCGCACCUCUCGUUCCUGGACUGGAUGCUGCGCGAGCAGGAGCGCCUGCAGUCGCUCGUGCGGCGCUACCAGUCGCCCGACGAAUACCCCUUCUUCCCAGACGUGCUGCAGGAGCCGAUUCUCAAGCCGCUGCACUACCCCAAGAUCCUGCACGCCAACGACGUCAACGUCAACGCCCAGCUCAAGGCCUGCUACGCCGAGCACAUCCUGCCCGCCGCGUGUCUGCAGAAGCUCGAGGGCGACCGCGGCGAGAGCCAGGAGAACUACGGCAGCGCGGGGACGUGCGAUGUGCUGUGUCUGCAGGCCCUGUCGCGGCGCAUCCACUUCGGCAAGUUUGUCGCCGAGGCCAAGUUCGUCAAGGAGCCGGAGCGCUUUGCCGCCCUGAUCAAGGCGGGGGACAGGAAGGGGAUAGACGAGGCGAUUACGAAUGCCGCUGUCGAGCAGAAGGUGCUGGAGCGCCUGAGGCUCAAGGCCAAGACGUAUGGCACCGAUCCGGACCUGGCUGCGGAUGGCGUGAGCAAGGUCAAUGCGGACGCUGUCGUGGCCAUGUACAAGGACUGGGUCAUCCCGCUGACCAAGGAGGUCGAGGUCGAGUAUCUGAUGCAGCGCCUCAAGGGGACGCAGUGGGAAUAGCAUCAACACCAACAAGACAGAAAAAAUAAAGACUCUAUUGUUCAU